This is a messenger RNA of Budorcas taxicolor (takin), 543 nucleotides long. RefSeq names its product keratin-associated protein 13-1-like. The record is from RefSeq and is a predicted model, not a curated record. The transcript has a single exon. Lineage: Eukaryota; Metazoa; Chordata; Mammalia; Artiodactyla; Bovidae. Bases 58 to 543 code for a protein of 161 amino acids.
UUGAAGCUCAGAGAGUGUCCUCCGUGUAACUCAGCUGAUCUCACAUCUCCUGUCAACAUGUCCUACAAAUGCUGUUCUGGAAGCUUCUCCUCCCGCUCCCUCGGGGUCCACCUGCGCUACCCAGGCUUCUCCUGUGGCUCCUCCUUCCCCAGAAACCUGGUCUACAGGACUGACCUCUGUUCUCCCAGGAUCUGCCGGCCCACCCGUGUGGUGUUCAAGCCCUGUCAGACGUCCAGCUACCAUCCAAGGACCUCCACUCUCUGCAGUCCCUUCCAGAUAACUUAUUCUGGUUCUCCUGGAUGUGGGUCUAUUAGAGGCUGCUCCCUGGGUUAUGGAUCUAGAAGCUGCUACUCUCUGGACUGUGGAUCCAGAGUGGGCUGUGGAUCCAGAGUCUUCAGACUGCUGGGUUAUGGAAUUCAUGGCUUCCCUUCCCUGAGGUGUGGAUCCAGGUUCUACCACCCAGCCUACUUGGCUUCUAGGAGCUGCCAGUCUUCUUGCUAUAGGCCAAUCUGUAGAUCAAACUUCCGUAGGUCAACUUGUUGA